This is a messenger RNA of Zychaea mexicana, 1242 nucleotides long. RefSeq names its product membrane dipeptidase-domain-containing protein. Gene Ontology annotation, molecular function: metallodipeptidase activity. The record is from RefSeq and is a predicted model, not a curated record. NCBI's taxonomy places the organism in Eukaryota, Fungi, Mucoromycota, Mucoromycetes, Mucorales, Lichtheimiaceae. The transcript has 2 exons. The coding region runs from base 1 to 1242 and encodes 413 amino acids. Gene Ontology annotation, biological process: proteolysis.
AUGUAUCGGUGGAUCCUCUCGCUUCUCGUUGCAAGCGUGUUGGUUGUCACAUCCCAUGCCGCCGAAGCCUUUUGGUACUUUCAAAACCCGUUGACGAAAGGCUUUUUUUCAGGAGCACAAGAAGCAGAAGAACAAUAUCAUGGAAAAUCUUACCUAGAGCAAGCCAACAAGCUCUUGAAGAAGCAUCCUUUGACUGACACGCACAAUGACUGGCCACUGUGGUUGGCAUUCUUGAAGAAGGGCAGGAUCAAUGAUCUCGACAUGGAGCAUUUGGAGGGAAGCCACACCGACAUUGCGAAACUAGCCGCUGGUCAUGUAGGCCUUGAGUUCUGGUCCAUAUACUAUCCUUGUGAAGUUAAAGAAGAGAACCAGCUGUUGUGGGCCAUGCGCUCGAUCGACAUAAUUAAGCGCGCCAUUGCCAAAUACCCAGACACGUUCGAGUAUGUCACAAACACACACGACUAUCUCAAGGCAAAACGUCACGGGAAGGUCGCAAGCGCUCUCGGCUUGGAAGGCGGCCAGUAUAUUUACGAUUCUGUUGCUGUGCUACGAAACCUGUAUGAUCUCGGUAUCCGAUACAUGACGUUGACCCACAACUGCAACACAAACUGGUCGAUUAGUUGCUGCGAUCCCAAUCCACCACCGUUUAAUAAGGAGCUUGGGCUGACCGAGUUUGGGAAAAAUGUUGUCAGGGAAAUGAACCGAUUAGGUAUCAUGGUGGAUAUCUCGCACGUAGCUCACUCGACCAUGCAUGCAGUGCUGAAUAUCACAAGAGCACCUGUCUUGUUUUCUCACUCGUCGAGUCAUACGCUUUGCCAGUUCAAAGAACGUAACGUGCCUGACAAUGUGUUGGAACGACUCGAUGAAACAGAUGGCGUCGUGAUGAUCAACUUUUACAACUAUUUCGUACAAUGCGAUUACCCCAACACGCCAGCAACGCUCCAGGAUGUCGCCGACCAUAUUGAUUACAUUGCAAGUAUCGCUGGCAAGCAUCGCGUUGGCUUGGGUGCCGACUACAAUGGCAUUGAAGUGACUCCUGAAGGACUUGAGGAUGUGAGCAAAUAUCCUGACUUGUUUGCAGAACUCAUCCGCCGUGGUUGGACCAAGAAGGAACUGAAGGCCCUGGCAAGCGAUAACUUGUUGCGUGUCUGGAAACGCGUCGAAGAGGUCAGCAAGGAAUUGAAAGACGAGCUUCCAUUCGAAGAAGACUACCACGUCGAUGAAAGUUGGAUGAUGGUCUAA